AAACAACCACAUCUAAACUUUUCAGAUGCUCUUGACAUUUAAUUAAUAAUUCAAAGAUAGAACUGUGCACAGAAGUCGUGCCGUGACAGCGCCAUGUCAUUGUCAGCCACAGUUUCAGACGAUAUUGUUUACAUUGGUAUUUUUCCACUUUCACAUCAAUAAUUGAUAUGCAUGGAUAAGAGACGAGUUACAGUGAUGAUAAUCACGAAACGUUUAGUAAUAAUGGUCAUGUCAGUGUUGCUCGCGCUGUACACUAGCAGGCUGUUCAACGACAAGCGAGCGUUGGCGCAGCCGCCCCAGGUGGCACAUGAUAACUACUGGGACCAUGUACUAAAUAAUUACGGAAUACCCUUUUUACAAUUUUGUAUUACAUCGUUCUACAAAUUAUAUAUAAAGUUAACUGUUUAUAACGCAUUAAUGUUUAGCAUGAAAUAUUUACCAUCCGGAGUAUAUCUGUACAAGUUUGUGAGCAGUGUGUACCGUACUUCGAGAGAACGUCUGAAGAUAAAACAAAUAGAACUCGAAGAUUUAGUUUUAGAGAUCGCGAUGGUGAAGACGAAGCAGAUGAUUAGCGAGGCGGAGUGCACGGAGCUGCUGGCGCUGCAGGAGCGCGAGGCGGCGCGCCUGCGCGACAUGCGCCAGCGCGUGCAGGCGCUCCUCGACGGCGACCACGCGCUGCGCAAGCUGCUCGACACCUUCACCGUCGAGAGGCCUCACCCCUUGGGACAUCAUACCAGCGAUCAAGACCUUAACUUGAUUGAACUCCUGGCAUUCAAUAAGAAUGGAUUAGCAGACAGAACAAACGAGAGCGUAGAGGACUCCAGAGAGGAGCCCGUCUCCGUGAAGAGCGAAUACUCGUCGGUGAGCGAAGCGGAAGUCGAAAAGGACUGUCGCAUCAAAAUCAUUGAAGUGACCAACGUCUACAAAGUAGCGUAUCUCAAGCACUACAUCAAGCAGAAGCGAAUCCGUCGAUGUAGCCGACACGCUUUGUUAAAGAAAAAGAUGUCAAACAUCAAGAAGAUGUUGGAGAGCUGGCAAAAGGCCCUCCACAUGGUAAUGAAGGACCACCAAUACAUGGUGCGGCAAGACCGGGACGAGACGAGUGAGACAAUCAGCACCCCGCGGCCGGUCCACUCCGACACCGACCUCGCGGUCGAACAGUACAGCCCCGACUGGGACCACCCCGGCCCUUACAAGAACUACUAUCGGGAGCCUGGAAUAACGGAAUGUUCAGAUGACUACCCAUGCCACGAGUACGACGAACAAUAUUACGGAAACUGCUACGAGGAGACCGAAACGUCGGUGUAUGAGGAGCAAGAGUCGAGGUGCGAAGCGCUCGGCGCGCCGUACGAGCGGCCGCCGCUGCCGCGCCUGCUCGAGGAGACUAGCAGCCAGCUGCUCGCCCUGCAGGACCUCACUCUCGACCACAACGAUUCCUCUAACGACUUGAUCGCGAUUUAA
Molecule: messenger RNA, 1461 nt
Organism: Cydia amplana
Lineage: Eukaryota; Metazoa; Arthropoda; Insecta; Lepidoptera; Tortricidae
Exons: 7
Coding region: 172-1461 (429 amino acids)
Source: RefSeq, a predicted model, not a curated record